CCCUGCCUCUGACCCGCCCCCAACCCGCCUCCGACCAAGACAUGAACAAUCGCUCCAUAGCCUGGUGGUUGAGGCAGAUCGGCCUCCCGCAGUACACCAAGACUCUGGAGAGGCAAUACUAUGGACUGGAGGGUUUGCUGUACGUGACUGAGGGGGACCUGAGGGAGGCAGGAGUUGAUGAUCCGGAGCACAGAGAAACCAUCCUGAACCAACUAAGCCGACAGCAGCAGCGGCUCAACCCAGCAUCAGCGGUGACCCCGGCAGGCCCAGCGGCGACCCCGGGCAGGGUGACUCGGAAGUACUCUCUGGGCUCCUCCAUGGACCUGAUGAAGCCGAGCCGGCGCCUGUCGGGCCAGCCGCUGGACCUGUUCCGGCAGAGCAUCCUGCCCCGUCUGCGCCGCAGGGACAGGGUCACCCUCUCCUCCUCCUGCUCCCAGCUUGGCCCCCUGCAGGAGACGCUCUCCCCCCCGUCGCCCGACGAGGACCCCCCCCACCCGGCCCAUCCCUGCAUCUCCUCCCGCAAAGAGCACCGAAGCAAGCGGAAGAGUGUGGGCGUGUAUCUAAGUCAACUUAAGGUGUUUGGGGGCAGAGGAGGGAUGGACACUCUGAAGAAAGAGCUGGAAGAGGAGCUGAAGCUGAGCAUAGAGGAUCUGAGGAGCCACGCCUGGUACCACGGCCAGCUUCACCGAGAGGGUGCGGAGGCGUUGCUGGAGCGGGACGGGGACUUCCUGAUCCGAGACUCUCGCUCCAGCCCGGGUGACUACGUGCUGACCUGUCAGUGGAGGGAUGAGCCCAUGCACUUCAAGAUCAUCCGCGUGGUGCUGCGGCCCAAGAAGGGCUACUCGAGGGAGCUGUACCAGUUCGAGCAGGACCAGUUCGACAACGUCCCCGCGCUGGUACGCUUCCAUGUCGGGGGCCGCCGCCCCAUCUCCGAGGCGUCGGGCGCCAUCAUCUUCCACCCCGUCACCCGCACUGUCCCCCUGCGGGUCAUCGCCGAGCGCCAGGCCGCGCGCACCAGCAGCAGCAGCGACACCUGCUGGCUGGCGAAGGAACAGUCGCAGCAAGACCGCAGCAAGAGGCUGAGCUUCAGCUCGGGCCAGAUGGACACCCUGCACGUCAACAGCAACCUGCUCAGGAACAAGGAGAAAAGUGGAAGUCAUCCAGGUAACCUGGAGAACCUGGGCCGAAGACCUUCAUUGCAGUCUGCACAGUCUGACAGCAACCUGCGCUCAGGUGUCCCACAGUCGAGCCCGUCAGAUGAGUCGAGCUCCGCCCCCAUCUCCCCGGUGUUCCGGACGGGCAGCGAGCCCAUGUUGAGCCCCCGCACCCCCCGGCACACGCGCCCCUCGCACCCGGGAGGGGGUGACACCCUGCGGGGCUCCGACGGCCAGCUGCACUCGCGGGCCCCGCCCAAACCGUUGCGCAUCUCCGCUGUCUUCCCCGGCCCGACCCUGCCCCCACUGCCGCCCCGCUCCCAGGACACCGACCCCUCCUGCUUCUACGACGAGCUGGUCCCCCGCGCGCCCCCGUCGUCUCGCCCGCGGGGGCACGCCGACCGGCUGCGGGCCGAGGAGAAGUGGCAGAGCCGCGCUCGCCUCACUGAGACCAGCUUCAGCUUCCUGGAGGCUGGUGGCGCCCCCGACCUGCCAGGGUGCCCCCCGGAGGAGGCAGAUGGAGAAGGGGAGCCGCACUUCACGCGGCCCCAGGUGGAGACCUCCUCCUGUUUCCGGCUGGAGCAGUUCAACUCCCUCCUGCUCCCCGACAACAACCGGCCCCUGGACACCUCGGUGCUGCUGGCCCUGAAGGAGCUCUUCGCCCGCAGUGAUGCCAAGACCACCGCCCUGCACAUGCUUAGCGUGGACUGCCAGGUGGCACGGAUCACGGGCGUGACAGAGGAGCAGAAGAGGCUGAUGGGAGUGAGCUCCGGGCUGGAGCUGAUUACCCUGCCGCACGGCCGCCAGCUGAGACAGGACCUGCUGGAGAGGCACCACCUGAUCGCGCUGGGCGUGGCCGUGGACAUCCUGGGCUGCACGGGGACGGUGGGCCAGAGGGCGGCCGUGCUGCACAAGGUCAUCCAGCUGGCCGAGCAGCUGCGGCUCUCCGCCCGUGACCUCUACGCCUUCUCCGCCGUCAUGAAGGCGCUGGAGCUCCCUCAGGUGGUCAGGCUGGAGAUGACGUGGCGAGCUUUGAGGAGGAACCACACGGACAGUGCUGUGACCUUCGAGAAGACGCUCAAACCCUUCCUGAAAGCUCUCAAUGAGGGCGAUGGCGACGUGGUGCAGGGCCCGGUCUCCGUGCCCCAUGUGCUGCCGCUCCUGCGGGUCAUGGAGGAGGAGGAUCUGGGGGAGCACACGGAGCGGGGGUGCCAGCUGCUGCUCAACAUCCUGCAGUCCGCCCGCAACGCCGCCCUCAACGCCCAGCAGUAUGAGGCGCACGCCCACAGCCUGCUCACAGCAGGCUGGGAACCAAUCCCCGAGCUCCUGGAGGCCUUCCGCACGGAGUUUGCGCUCCGGCUGUUCUGGGGUCAGUCCGGGGCGGGGGCCAAGCAGCAGGAGCGCUACGAGAAGUUUGACAAGAUUCUCAGCAUGCUGUCGGAAAAGCUGGAGCCCUCUGGCCCGCCCAGGACUCUGAUCCCCGAACUCUGACCCCGCCCUGCUCCGAAGAGCCAACCACAGGAGCCCCAAACCUUCUGUACAGCUGUGCAGAGAGGGGUGCAGCCGACACCCAUCCCGAUCAUAUCAUGCUCGUUAUGAAUGUUUACAGUCCAAAACUAUAAUUUCACCUGGGCGUGGAAGCCCCCAUGAUGGAUAUCUAUCCUUCUUCAGAGAGGACAUUCUAAUGCUUAAAGCUGAUGCACAACUGUGGGUGGGUUUUACCUGUGAUAUUACCUGUGAACAUGGGUGGGAUAUUAUCUAUGAUACUGUCUCUGUAUAAUAACUACACUGUUUAUUUAAUUACCCUCCCAUGUGGAGCACCACCCCUAAAGCAGGGCCAUGCCCUCACACAUAGGGCCAUGAGGAUCAUGCCCCUACAGGUUUUCACUGUAGAAAUUGGUGACACAGCAGCAGUGUCACAGCCAGGGUGCGAACCCGUAGCCAUCUGUUUACCUGUCUACUGUGAGAGGGUACCCACGUUAUGCUGUGGGUGCCAUUUGCCUACAAUAAAUGUGCCAGGAACAGUUUAUCUUGU
Megalops cyprinoides (Indo-Pacific tarpon) is the source of this 3189-nucleotide messenger RNA. It is a transcript of the gene sh2d3a, whose product is annotated as SH2 domain containing 3A. The coding region runs from base 42 to 2645 and encodes 867 amino acids. Lineage: Eukaryota; Metazoa; Chordata; Actinopteri; Elopiformes; Megalopidae. The transcript has 14 exons. The record is from RefSeq and is a predicted model, not a curated record. Gene Ontology annotation, molecular function: phosphotyrosine residue binding; guanyl-nucleotide exchange factor activity. Gene Ontology annotation, biological process: small GTPase-mediated signal transduction; positive regulation of peptidyl-serine phosphorylation.